This is a messenger RNA of Mucor mucedo, 639 nucleotides long. RefSeq names its product small GTPase. Bases 1 to 639 code for a protein of 212 amino acids. The transcript has 6 exons. Gene Ontology annotation, molecular function: GTP binding; GTPase activity. NCBI's taxonomy places the organism in Eukaryota, Fungi, Mucoromycota, Mucoromycetes, Mucorales, Mucoraceae. Gene Ontology annotation, cellular component: recycling endosome. The record is from RefSeq and is a predicted model, not a curated record. Gene Ontology annotation, biological process: exocytosis.
AUGAGUAGAGACGAUGAAUACGAUUAUCUCUUUAAGGUUGUCCUUAUUGGUGACUCGGGCGUAGGAAAGACGAAUCUCUUGUCCAGAUUUACUCGAAAUGAAUUCAACUUAGAUUCCAAAAGCACCAUUGGUGUUGAAUUUGCAACCCGUAGUGUACAAGUCGACAACAAAACUGUAAAGGCUCAAAUUUGGGAUACAGCUGGUCAAGAAAGAUAUCGUGCCAUUACUAGUGCUUACUAUAGAGGCGCCGUGGGUGCAUUGUUAGUUUACGAUAUUGCAAAAUAUGCGACCUACGAAAAUGUAAUGCGUUGGUUGAAAGAGCUUCGCGAUCAUGCUGACUCCAACAUAGUUGUGAUGCUGGUUGGAAAUAAGAGUGAUUUGCGACAUCUACGUGCAGUACCUACAGAAGAAGCAAAGCAAUUUGCAGCUGAUAAUGGUCUUUCUUUUAUUGAGACAUCUGCUUUGGAUUCAAGUAACGUCGAACUUGCCUUUCAAAGAAUCUUGACAGAAAUCUACCGCAUUGUUUCCAACAAGGCUUUGGAAUCAUCAAACGAUGUUAUUAGACCAACAGCGGGAGAAAAAAUUACAGUGACCCAACCAGCCGAAGAGACAAAAGGAGGAGGGGGAGGCUGUUGCUAA